AUGCAUACCUUCAUGGUGAUAUACAUGAGGAAAUCUAUAUGGCACUUCCUCCUGGUCUUCAGCGAUAUGGGGAGCAUUUGGAAAUAUGCACUUGACAUUAUUAAAGAUGGAGGAGCUUUGGGGGCAAGUCCAGUAAGCUUUCCCAUGGAACAAAAUUCCAAAAUUUCUUAUGAUACAGUACAUAUACUCAGUAGAUUCAUGCAUGAGCCUCACAAGCCACACUUAGAUGCCGCAAUGAGAGUUUUGAGAUUGGGCGGGAUGUCCAACAACACGAAGGUCAACAAGUGGCUAUUGCGUGUUUCUUGUAAAUUCUUUGAUCUCAUGGAAAACAAGUGA
This is a messenger RNA of Prunus armeniaca (apricot), 336 nucleotides long. The record is from the annotation of a GenBank genome assembly. Lineage: Eukaryota; Viridiplantae; Streptophyta; Magnoliopsida; Rosales; Rosaceae.